GUUCGUUCAUUGCUUCGCGAACCGUGCGCUAGAGUGGAGGGCUUUUUUCUCGCUCGCUCCUCGAGUUUUUUUUUCUCCGCCGCUCACACCCGACCACAAGCGUCGUCGACCGUUCGGUAUAUUCGGUUCCUGAGAACCUUUUUUUUGGGUUUGAGACGGGAACGUCGUGAAACGGUGAGUGCGAAAAGUAAAGAGUGAAGAUUCUAGUGAGAGUGGUGUGCGUGUGUGCUUCUGAUUGUGUUGUAUAGCGCGCACCGUGUAGAAAAAGAAAAGUAAUCAGGAGUAGAGUAGAGCGGAGGAAACAAGCCUUCGCAAGACAGUCACGGUACAUCCUAGCAGCGAUCUUGAACUCAGUGGCUUUUCGGACGGCAUCUGAAUAGCACGCAUUUAACCGUUUGGUGGGCGUUCGUUCAAUUUCCAAAGCUUGCUGCGGAUAUUUUACCCGCCUUUUCGAAUUCUAGUUUUUGUUCAGUUUUAAGAAGGCUGACAGUGACACACAAAAUCGUGAUUUCGCUCUGGAUGGAAGUGUCCUCCGGCCGAGCGGCAUACUAUUACUACCAACAGUGGAUAAUUUACGGCAGUGUUUUGGGGCCGAAGGAAAUUACAACAGUGGAAAAGUGUUCCGUUCCCGGUUAGUUUAGAGAAGGGAACCCGGCAAAAACGCCUACUGUGACCUUGAUAAAAGAGGAAAAAAUAAAAACCGGCGAAAAAUAGAAGUGAACAGUUUUUUUUUAUAAACAAACGACAAAAGUGCGGUGGAAUUUAUUGCGACAGCAGAGAAAAAAAAAGUUAGAACGAAAUCGAAGUAGCGAACUGCCUGCGCGCGACCAGAUCGAACUCGGAAACUGGCCCCGGAAAGUGUCAUGCAGAUACGGAGACCCGUCCUGCCCAGAACCCGUAGAUCAUCAUCGACGACGCUAGUGAAGACGACGCCACUUCGAAAAAAGACCAAUACUGCGAAGAAUCGUUCGCAAAACAAAAACUCACAGAAGAACAAUAGAAGACUAGUUGUGCUACGAAUACUACCCAGUCGUUUGCUUGUGGUGCGAAAAACUCGAACAAAAGACCAAAGACGGCGAACAUUGUCCUGGCCGGUACCGGCGAAUAACUGUUCCGCAAUACGGUCGUCUACCAGCAGCAGCAGCAGCAGCAGAACCGGCAUUUUUGCUGUUUGCAAGUGACUUCGAAUUUCGGGAUUUCUCGGUUUGAUUGAUAAAAUAAAACAAGGCAGAGGUUGUUUUUUUUGCCAAGUUUGACGCCAAGUUCUACAGAAUAGUAGUGCCCAGUGCAAAAAAGAAAAAAAAAAUCUCGGACUCGGGCUUGGAAAAGUGAAUUUUUCUAUUCCCGAGCAACAAAAAAGUGUACAGUGAGUUUUUCUCCGGUUUAGCAAGACUGAAAAAAUAGCAGAAGGAUAAGCUAGUUUUUAGUUGCUGGGAGCAAAAGCUACGCGUGAGGAUCAUUUGAAGGCACUGCAGCAGUGUCCCUCAUACAGUGAUAUAUACACAAAACAAAAAAAAAACACCGUUAUUACACCGGAUUGUGAUAUAGCGAACCGAAGAACGAGCAAAACAAAAAAAAAAGCAGUGAAACGCUUAUCAGUUAUUUAAGUUUAACCCCUCACAACAUCAGCAAAAUGGUUCUGACCAAAAUAGAGCCGAUCUGGGAUGACGGUAGCAGCAUGGACACCACGCUGGACUGGCAUCGGGAUCUGGAACUCGAGCUACUGGAGCUGCCGAAAACGGAAUUCUUUACCGACGCCGCCGCCGACAUUGACCAAAUCUACGGUGCCGGUUGUGGUGGAGUGUCCUGCGCCGAACAGCAGCCGAUAUCACCAAAGCAUCAGAUCCGGAAUCACGAUUGUAUGUGGUCCGGAUCGUGCGGCGAUCAGUCCCAUCCGUGCAAGAUGGGUUUCUCGAGCGAGAAUUCGCAGAAUCAACCGUCAACCGCCGGUGUGGGUACCGGAAAUUUCAGUACAGUGACGGCGGUUGCCGCUGCCAGUUUGAACAGUAAUGCAGCCGUUACCCAACAGAAACCGAUUCUAACGCCGGCCAACAAUUCGGCUGUGAACAUCAACAACAACAGCACCAACAAUAGCACACCAAAAAUUGGCUCUUUCAAAGCUCAGACCACUCAACAAAUUCCGGCCGGACGAUCACUGCUGAUCAAUCCACGGAAUAAACUUCAACAGCAGAUCAGUCGGGUGCCGACGGUUUCCACGGCGGACUUCCUGCGGGAACGGGAAGGUCCCAUGUUGAUGCAUACACGUCCCGACACUCCGCUCAGUUUGGACGAAGAUCCACCGGAGUUUAAGCACAACAUCGAUCUGGCCACCUGUACGACCGGAUCCAAUCGGCUACGGCUUACGGACCAUGGCAGUUCCCGCUAUUACAGUCACCAUCCGAACCACCACGACGACGCUUCCUCGCACCGGAUCAUCACCAUGCUCAAGGAACAGCUGGAAGAUACCGGCCUCGACAGUCUCCGGAUGACGCGAUCGUCCAGCGAGAUCGGUUCGUUGACCGAUCUGCUGCAGGACCUGGAGGAUAUGAAGGGUGACGAAGAAGACGACCGGCCGGAGCAGGACUCCGAUACCGAUUCGAACGCGGACGGUGGCAGCAGUUGGAGCAGUGACGGCGGUGUCGACACCACCGGCGGCUACACCCACGUUCACCACCAGGAAAUGAGUCCAUCGUCUUCGUCGUCCUCCUCCUCCUCCUCGUCAUCAUCUUCGACGUCGCCGACGUCCUCCUCAUCGACGUACGAGUACCAGGGUACGCACGUUGGUGAUCACAGCUACUACAACACCAGACCGAAGAAUCGCUACAACAUGACCGAUCUUGGCGUGCAGACCCCAUCGGAUUCCGAAGCAUCCGAGGAGGAAGAAAUCGACGUCGUUUCGAUAGGUGAAAAGAAUCUACCGACGAAUCCGACGGCCCGCGACCGCCGUGCCCUGCAGUCCCGGGUGGCGCACAAAAUCGCCCGCAAACAGGUGGCCGGUUCGCAGCAUCGACGCCGCCACAGUGACGACGAAUCGUCGUUGACGCACGGAGCCACGCAUUCCAACGGUUCCAGUGGGGGAGCCAGCUGUCAUGCCAGCCCGAGCAAAUCCUCCUCGUCCGCGUACGCCCUGUCGCCAAACUAUCUGACACCGGCAUCCUCGACCAGCAUCUCCGGGACGAACACUCCGCUGCCCGGUCACUCGUCUUCGUCGUCGUCGUCGUCCUGCUACUCGUCGAACAACGGUGGAAACAACGGCAGCAGUAUAUCGAAUCCUCGCAAACGACCGAGCAAAGAUGGCGGCAGCAAGAACCGGCACCACCAUCAGCACCGUAACAAAAAGCAACGCAUCCCGGGCAAGAAACCGACGUCCGACUCGUCCGAGGAGAUGGAAUCCCUCGAGAAGCGGAACCUCCACAACGACAUGGAACGUCAGCGGCGGAUCGGGCUGAAGAAUCUGUUCGAGGAGCUGAAACGCCAGAUACCGAACCUCCGCGAGAAGGAACGGGCCCCGAAGGUGAACAUUUUGCGUGAGGCGGCCACCCUCUGCCAGCGGCUUAACCGCGAACAGGAACAGCUCAAUGCCCUGCGGAAACAGCAACAGCGGCUGUACGCCCGCGUUCGACAGUUGCGGACGUCGUUGCACUCGCAACGGCGAACGAUGGAGUAGAACGAAGAGUGUGGAGUGGAGAGACAGGUGUCUAUGUGAGGAAACCGAUUGUGAUCUUUCAUAUUUAAGUGCGACUAAACGCUGCGACAACAUUUAUCCCAGGUGCCAAUAAACAAAACAAAAAAAAAAAAAAACUAAUAACAGACAUACAGAUCUUAAGAGAGAGAGCGAGAAUGAGAGAGCAAAUGCAGUGUUCGAAGCGUGUGACAAUUUCAAUAGAGUUAGCGAGAGAAGAUCGGCGGCGGCGUGAACAAUUCUUUUUGUUAUUAACGGUUUGGUGGCAGAAAGUUCUAUAUUUAAAAGUAAACGUAUAUAUUAAGAUGAAGAUAAUAGUUGAAAAACAAACAGCCCAAAGCACAUUAACCUACUACUACUACUACUUGGCAAGUGAGAGAAAAAGAGAGCGAGAGAAAGUGAAGUCUUGAAGAAGUCUUGAAGAAGUCCGAAGAAGAAGAAGAAGAGCAAGAAACGGUGGACGGUUUUGGCGUGUAAGUACCGACUCCCCCCCUAACUUUCUUACACUCUUCUAAAAAAAUAAGUCAGUUUUGAGUAGAAAAAAAAAAAAUUUUCCUGCACAAACACACUCAAGCAAAACAAAAAGAUUAUUGCAUUUAGCUAGCGGGGCGGCUCUCACUUGCUUUUGCUCGCACAGCGAGCCCAAAUGAUAAUCUUCCUAUAAUCGAUUUUGUUGUUUUUUUUCCCCUGCUUCGUUUUAUUUUGCGUGUAAUUUUUCGAUCGGAUUGCAAAAGAAAAAAUUAAAAUUAAAACCAGAGAGAACGGAAAGAGAGAGAGUGAAAGUUUGUUUUUUUUUGGCGGUGAGAGAAACCUUGAUGAUUUCUCACCCCAACCUCCUACCCCACUACUUUAUAUAAAGUUGACCGCAGAUAAUCUAACAUUAUCGACUUACUAAAGAAUUAGAUGCUGAUGCAGAUGCAGAGAAAAAACCUACUACUAAUUAAGGGUACUUUAUAUUAGUUACAUACAAAAAAAAACAGAUUUUGAGCACUUUUAUUAAAAAAGAGUAAACAAUGAAACGCUUUCAAAGCAAUUAACCUAUAAAUGGCGAUAUCAGAGAUACAGAGUUAAAACUAAACGGAUGUGAGAAGAAAAAAAUAAGCUCUAUAUAUAUUAUAUAUAAUUAAAUAAUAAUACUAGUAGGAUUAGUUUGGAAAGCUAGACAUUAUUAAUUAUAUCAAAAGAAAAUGGUCUUGAAUUUAUAUUAAAACUGAAACUGAAGUUGAACUCUACACUACACAAAAAAAACCUCUAAUAACCUUAAUAAAACAAAAUGUAAACCACAAUUGAUUAAGUAAAAGUAAAAAUGAUGGUCCACCUAAUUUCGUCGAUGGUUUUUGUUCGUUUUUUUAUUUCUUUCUGCAAACGAAAGUACCAUAGAUUUUCGACAAACUUCUAGACGCAACUACCUACCACUCUCAACCGCUAGUUAGUUAGUUAGUUAGGAUAUAUAGUUAAGGUAGAAAACAAGCGAAAAAUCGUUGUGGUAAUUCUUUUUUUUUCGCUAUAUAGUUUUUAAAUAAUCCACGUUUUUUUCACGAUGACUUGUUUCUGGCGGUUUAAAAAAAAAACCGUUGAAUGAUCAUGAAAAAAAGGGAAAUAUACUACACUAUUUACUAUUACUACUACUACUACUACUACUAUUACUACUACUUACCUACCUUCUACCUUGUAAAUAUAGAACAGAAUCAGUUUUUCGUUGUUUAUGUUUAGUUUUUUUUGCCCUACUAUUUUAGCAUCGUUUGUUGUAGAUUUACAAAAACACACACACAAACAAGAGCAAUUCUAACUGAAAGAAACAAUAAAUUAGAAACAAAAAGAAAAAAGCAAACCACAACAACAACAACAACAAAUCCUCGUCACUUGUGUAAUUACGCCUAGGAUUAUUAAAAAAGUUCACGUGAGCAGCAGCGCGAAAAAGAAAAGUUGAUACUAUUUUUAUUAGUUUUUAUUAAUCGAUUAAGUUUUUUUUAUAUAUAUACAAACAAACAAACAAACAAACAAAAAAAAAACAUACAGACAGUCAGUCAUGCAUUGAAGUUAUGAAUUACUAAGAAAAAAAAGUGUUUUAAAAAUAAGAAAAGGAAACUGUUUAGGAUUCGGGACAAAACAAAAAUCAAUGGGGAGGGAAACAAAAUUCGAUAGUCGCACGACAAAAAAAAACGGGUGGGCCUCUAAACUGUCACUAACAGAGUUUUUCUUUAUCAACCUAAAAAAUAAAACAGGAAAUUUCAAAUCCAAAAUAUUUACAGUUAGAGACACCUUUUUUUUCUAUCGUGGGACUGUCGAAAUUUGCGAGCAAACAAAUACUUUAAAAAACAAAUAAAACGAAAACAAAAAAGAAACACAAAAAACAA
Malaya genurostris is the source of this 6039-nucleotide messenger RNA. RefSeq names its product myc protein (gene Myc). The record is from RefSeq and is a predicted model, not a curated record. Lineage: Eukaryota; Metazoa; Arthropoda; Insecta; Diptera; Culicidae. Gene Ontology annotation, biological process: regulation of transcription by RNA polymerase II. Bases 1634 to 3667 code for a protein of 677 amino acids. The transcript has 3 exons. Gene Ontology annotation, molecular function: RNA polymerase II cis-regulatory region sequence-specific DNA binding; protein dimerization activity; DNA-binding transcription factor activity, RNA polymerase II-specific.